Messenger RNA from Salvelinus namaycush (lake trout), 976 nucleotides. RefSeq names its product stress-associated endoplasmic reticulum protein 1-like. Bases 200 to 400 code for a protein of 66 amino acids. Lineage: Eukaryota; Metazoa; Chordata; Actinopteri; Salmoniformes; Salmonidae. The transcript is spliced from 3 exons. Gene Ontology annotation, biological process: endoplasmic reticulum unfolded protein response. The record is from RefSeq and is a predicted model, not a curated record. Gene Ontology annotation, cellular component: endoplasmic reticulum.
ACACGCUGCCCGGUGGAUGCAGAUUUCACUGAAGGACCAAUGAAAUGGUCGAAAUUGAGUCAAAUCCAUUACGCCCGAACUCCAGCAUUCACUCAUCACUAAACGGCGACCGAGCUCUGGAAAUUAGCCUAUUGUCUAUAUUUGACAGCUACAACUUCAUAAGUAAUCGAUAGCUAAAAGGCUACAAUAAGCUUAAACAAUGGUGGCAAAACAGAGAAUACGCACGGCCAACGAGAAACACAGCAAAAACAUCACGCUGAGAGGAAAUGUGGCCAAAUCCACGAGAAAUCCAGGUGAUGACAAGGUGGCAGUGGGACCAUGGCUUCUGGCGUUAUUCAUCUUUGUCGUCUGCGGAUCAGCAAUCUUCCAGAUCAUUCAAAGCAUUCGAAUGGGAAUGUAAUAUCAGAAGCCCUACCGUCAUCACCUGUUUCCAGCAUUCCUCUACACAUCAAGUGGUUUCAUGGUCCCUCACAAGAUCAAAGAUGAUCGACUACCAUCUGUCCAUUCCUUUUUUUCCUAUUUCUCUUUUCCCCUUUUUGGCAUUGCCAAACGGGGAAAGCACACCCUUGUCAUCUUUGCCUUACAUAACUGAAGAAAAAAGAUUGGAAAAUGAUUGAAGGAUUUUGUUUCAGGGAACUACAUGGGUAUUUGUACAGUGAUGACUGCUGUAUGUGUUGAUUGAUGUGCCAAAACCAAAUGGUAUGAAUGUCUGAUAUUCUCCUGUGGUAUAAAUUCCAGAACACAAGACCAGCGUGACUUAAUUCUAGAACUAAACUCUUAACUCUUCUUGGUUGUACAUGGACAGUAUCUUAUACCCUUCAUAUUAUAAUGAAUAUUAUGUGACGCCUUUUUCGUAUUUCCAGUCAUUUCUUCAGUCAACGAAACUAAAUGGUCUUUUGAAUCGGAAGAUUUUCGCUACGACAAUGACAUUCACUAUUUCUGCCUAAACAAACCUCUAAAACAAAUUUUAAAAAGG